ACUAGGCUUUUAGCUCAUAAAAUUCCCCCCCCCCCAUUUUAGAUCAGUAGAUCGAGGUAGCAGCCUUUCAGUUUAGGAGCUUUUGGCACUGGACUCGCAUGCUCGUUUACCGGAGAAGAAAGAUGAGUCAAGGAGACAAUACUUCUACUCCUCCUCCUAAUGAUGACGUGAAUGCCUGAAUGGACAUAAUGCAAAAGGCCAUUACAGAUAUGAGUUCCAUCUUUAGGGAUUAUCUUCGACAUUAGAACAACAAUAAUGCCCCACAAAACACUGGUGGCAAUUCAUAGCAAACAGUGGACUCUAGGGAAGGAAAUGAGCAGUUGACAUUGGUGAAGCAAUUUCAGAACAUGAACCUGCCUAGCUUCAAGGGAGUUCCUGAUCUUGAUGUGGCUGAGUCUUGGGCUAAGAAAUUAGAAAAGAUGUUCAAGCUCCUAAAAUGUACUGACAAGUAAAAAAUGGAGCUGGUAGUGUUCACGUUAGAAGGUGAAGUUGAUGAUUGGUGGACAACUGCUCAAGAUGGGUUUUCUAAGAGAGGGGAGGAGGUUACAUGGGACAAGUUUGUUCAGGCCUUCUAUCAGAAAUAUUUUUCUGAAGCUGUGUUUGAAAGAAAAGAACGAGAGUUCAUGAAUUUGAAGCAAGAUGACAUGACAGUUGAUGAGUAUCAAGUUAAAUUCAGUUAUUUUAUGAAGUUUGCUCCUCACCUUGUUAAUGAUGAAGUUAGGAAGGCAAGGAAGUUUCAAAGAGGGUUGAAAGUUCCCAUUAGGAACAAGGUGGUUCCUCAAAUGCUAAAGACCUAUGAUGAGGUCUUGGCCACGGCUCAAAUAAUUGAGCAAGAUAUGGAAGAGCAAAAAAUGGAGACUCAUGACUCAAAAGGCAAGGGAAAGGCUAUCAACAACCAGCCUUUCAACAAGAAGCCUAAACAAAGGGGAAAAAGGAAGAUCCCCGAAAGCAAUAGACCAAGUUUUGAUUUUUGUAAGAGGUGUGGUAAGAACCAUGGGGGAAAAGAAUGUUAUUGGCAGACUGGGGCAUGUUUCAAGUGUGGGAAGACUGGCCACUUGAUCAAGGAUUGCUCGGUUUUGAAGGGAGCAAGUCAGCAACCAAAGGAUUACGAUAAUAAGAAGCCCAGGGUUCGAGGAAAAGUUUUUGCCAUCACAGGACAACAAGCUCAAAACACUCCUACAGUUAUAAAAGGUAAAAUACCUAUCUCUUUUGGGAAUAUCCAUGUGUUGAUUGACUUUGGAUCUACCCAAUCAUUUGUGUCACCUAAGUAUGUGCCAUUUUUACAUGUGAAGCCUGAGACCCUUGAUUGUGUGCUUGUGGUGAAUACUCCUUCUAAGGAGGUUUUAACAUCAAAAACCAUCUAUAGAUCCUAUAGAGUUAUGGUAGAGGGUAGAGUUUUGCUUGCCGAUCUGAUUUUGUUAGGAAUAGUGGAAUCUGAUGUCAUACUUGGUAUGGAUUGGUUGUCUACCCAUUAUGAUAUGGUUGAUUGUUAUGAGAAGGUGGUCACUUUUUCCACCCCUAAUCAGUUGAUGAUUUGGUUUGAAGGAGAAAAACUUCGAUCAUUUCCAUUACUUGUUUCUUACAUGCAAGCUGAUAAAAUGUUGCAGCAUGAAUGUUAUGGAUAUCUGGCAUAUGUUUUUGAGUCUAAAGAUAAGCCGGUGUCUGUAGAAGGAAUUUGGGUAGUGGGAGACUUCCCUGAUGUUUUUCCUAAGGAGUUGCUUGGGUCACCUCCAAAUAGGGAGAUUGAAUUCACUAUAGACCUUGUGCCUGGGUUCAUUAGACUCAGUACUUCUCCCUGGGGUGCUCUGGUUCUUUUUGUGAAAAAGAAAGAUGGCUCACUUAGUUUGUGCAUUGAUUAUAGACGGUUGAAUCAAGUCACCAUAAAAAACAAAUAUCCUUUGCCAAGGAUUGAUGAUUUAUUUGAUCAAUUACAAGGGGCUCGUGUCUUUUCCAAAAUUGAUCUUAGAUCGGGUUACUACCAGCUAAAGGUUAAACUCAAGGAUGUGAUGAAGAUUGCUUUUAGGAGCAGAUAUGGGCACUACGAGUUCCUGUUUGUCAUUGUCUUCAUUGAUGACAUUCUUAUCUUUUCUCCUGAUGAAGAGAGCCACAAGGAGCAUCUUGCCAUUGUAUUGCAUAUUUUGCGAGAAAAGAAGUUGUAUGCCAAGUUUGAUAAGUAUGAGUUUUGGCUGAAUCAGAUUAGCUUUCUGGGUCAUAUUGUCUCGAAGGAUGGCAUAUCAGUUGAUCUUAGUAAACUGGAAGCAGUUGUAAAGUGGGAAAGGCUGACUACUAUCACAAAAGUGAGGAGUUUUCUUGGAUUAGCAGGAUAUUAUAGAAGGUUUGUAGAGGGAUAUUCGAAGAUUUCUUGUCCGUUAACACAACUUACUCGUAAGAAUCAGAAGUUUGAAUGGAUAGAUAAAUGUGAGCAAAGCUUUCAAGAGUUGAAGAACAGAUUGGUCACAGCACCAAUUCUUCCUAUUCCUGACAAUGAAGGAAACUUUGUGGUAUAUACCGAUGCUUCUCACAAUGGCUUGGGUUGUGUACUUAAUGGGAAUCAAGAUGACAUCACAUGUACCACAUCAAGAGAUCCAUUACACAUUCCAGGAGGUCCAAUCACGAGAGCUAAAGCUGGGAAGAUGCGAAAAGCUUUAAAUGGCCUUAUUGAGCAGAUCUGGGUUGAUAACAACAUACAACAAGCAAAUCGAAGCUUGGAUGAUUAUCAAGGCAUGGAAAACAUCAUUCAGGUUUCAAUCAUGUCAAGUGGUGAUGAUAGAAAACACCAAGUGGAUGGUUCCUUCGUGCUCAAAGCUAUGCAACAACAAUUUCAAAGGCUAGACAUCAUGUUUGGUGAAAUUAAAGACAAAAUGGAGAAGCAAGAUGCAGCCAUUGCCAAGUUAUACCAAAUACAUAAUGGAAGUCCAAAUUUGCAUAAUCACGAUCUUGAUGACAAUGAUGAAGAUGCAUUCAACGAUGACGCCCAGAACUCAAAUUUCAGCAUGGACAGAUUUAUGAGUGGUAGAGGGGGUCAAAGAUAUAGAUUUAAUAAAAGAAACCAAAAUCUGGCAAGGUGGGGAGAUCGGCAAGAUCAUGACUUAGGCAGCAUCAAGAUGAAGAUUCCUCCAUUUCAAGGCAAAAAUGAUCUAGAUGUGUAUUUGGAGUGGGAAAAAAAGGACUUCAAGGAUGUGUUUCCAAAUGAUGUUCCUAAUGGUUUACCACAAAUAAGAGGAAUCGAGCAUCAAAUUGACUUCAUUCUUAGUGCAACAAUUCCAAACCGACCAGCAUAUCGAAGCAAUCCCAAUGAGACAAAAGAACUUCAAAGGCAGGUCGAAGAACUCAUGAAAAAGGUACAUGUGAGAGAAAACACGAGUCUAUGUGCAGUUCUAGUGCUACUUGUGCCUAAAAAGGGUGGGACUUGGCGUAUGUGUGUUGAUUGUCGUGCGAUCAACAAAAUCACUGUAAAGUAUCAUCACCCUAUUCCUAGAUUAGAUGACAUGUUAGAUGAGUUGCAUGGUUCUUGCAUAUUCUUUAAAAUUGAUUUAAAGAGUGGAUAUCAUCAUAUUAGAAUGAAGGAAUGUGAUGAAUGGAAAACAGCCUUUAAAACAAAACAUGGUUUAUAUGAGUGCAAGAGUUUAACUGAUCAUAUUGAGCAUUUGCAAAUGGUACUUGAGGUUCUAAGAAAAGAAAAGUUGUUUGCUAACCUUAAAAAGUAUUCCUUUUGCACAAAUCAGAUUGUCUUUUUAGGGUAUUUUGUUGCAGCUAAUGGACAAACAAAAGUGGUUAAUAGGACGUUGUCAACCUUAUGGCGAUCUAUUAUUCAGAAGAACAUGGAGAAUUGGGAAGAGUGUUUGCUGCACGUUGAAUUUGCUUAUAACCGGAGCAUCCAUUCAGCAACUAACUGCUUGCCAUUUGAGGUUGCGUAUGGUUUUAAUCCACUCACUUCUUUGGAUUUAUUGCCAUUACCUAUUGAUGAACAAGCUAGUUUGGAUGAGAAAAAGAAAGCUGAAGUGGUUAAGCAACUACAUGAGAGGAAGGAGCAAUUCCCUGCACAAAGGUGUUCUAAGUUGCAACCAAGCAGUGAUGGACCAUUUCAAGUGAUUGCAAGGAUAAACGACAACGCAUACAAGUUGGAGCUUCUUGGUGACGAUUUGAGGACAAAUCCUUUUGAGGAGAGAGGGAAUGAUGGGAAUCAAGAUGACCCCACAUGUACCACAUCAAGAGAUCCAUUACACAUUCCAACAGAUCUGGGUUGAUAACAACAUACAACAAGCAAAUCAAAGCUUGGAUGAUUA
Messenger RNA from Rubroshorea leprosula, 4286 nucleotides. Lineage: Eukaryota; Viridiplantae; Streptophyta; Magnoliopsida; Malvales; Dipterocarpaceae. The record is from the annotation of a GenBank genome assembly.